This is a messenger RNA of Drosophila suzukii, 3250 nucleotides long. RefSeq lists its product as uncharacterized. Gene Ontology annotation, cellular component: microtubule plus-end; microtubule organizing center; spindle midzone. The record is from RefSeq and is a predicted model, not a curated record. Gene Ontology annotation, molecular function: microtubule plus-end binding. Gene Ontology annotation, biological process: regulation of microtubule polymerization or depolymerization; spindle assembly; protein localization to microtubule. Lineage: Eukaryota; Metazoa; Arthropoda; Insecta; Diptera; Drosophilidae.
AAGUGCCCGGAAGUCCCAAAAGUCAUGAGCUACACGGAAAUAAGUUUUAUUUAGGUAGUUGUGAGUGCCAAGUGCUCCUUCCAACACAUCUAUUUUCUACGCUACCUGGAACCAAAAGUAUUUUGUACUUUCCUAAGUUUUAACUGUGCAAACUUCGUGGUUCCAACUUCAAUUCAUCAUGAUAAGACUGCAGAACGUUUGUCAGUGGGGAAAGGGGAAAAACUCGUGCACUUCGUCGCGUCGCAAGAUCCUCGCUUGGGUAAACGAUAAUCUCAACACAAGUUUCAUGCGAUUGGAGGACCUCUGCUCCGGGGUGCAAUACUGCCAGAUGCUUCACAAGCUCCGACCAUCCGCCAUCAACUUGAAGAAGGUCAGAGUAAACACGAGGGCCCAACAUGAAUAUGUUCGCAAUAUGAAACUGCUGCAGAGGAGUCUUUUGAAACAAGGCAUUGAGAAGCAAAUCCCCAUUCUUCGACUGGUUGCUCGGGGUUAUCGCGAGACCCUGGAGUUUUCUCGGUGGUUCAAGGCCUUCUACGAUCGCAACUAUAUCCUUCUUCAAGAUGAAAUUGCCCAGGACAAAAAGAAUAGAGUACUAGUACUGAAGGAUACCUCAAUGGCAAAAAGGUCUGCAAAAAGAGUUAACAGUAAAUUCGCCUUGUUACCAUCUCAAGACGCCAGCUCUCAAUAUAUUUCUCAAAUUUCGUUUGGUACAAAGUACUCUAGAGAAUAUUCAAAGGAUUUCAGGUCGCAUGGGAAGUCAUGGAUGUGUUCAAAACGCAGAUCACACUCAAACCAUUCAAAUUGGAUGGAGAAAAAUUCUUAUGAUCGUUAUAAGUAUUCAAGAGAAGGAACAUAUGUAAGCCCUUUAAAUGCGAAGUGCACAAUAUGCGAGAAAGGACGAAGAACGGUAAAACAUAUUUGGAACCGUCGAAAAGAAUCGGCUUUCUCACGUUUCCGUCAAAAAGAAUUGUUCGGCUCGAGAAGGUCCACCCCAAACGUGAAUUACUCACACCUGAGAAACCUUAACUCUUUUGGAAUAGCACCCUGGGCCUAUACCCUAAUAGAUCAGGCCGACAGGAACAAAAAGGGAACCAGGCUUAUCCAUUCGAAAGUAGGUAAUGUUAUGAUUAAGUUAACGCCGGGAAAGUAUCCAGUUUUCAACAAAAUCUUUGACAAGAAAUAUAGAAUUUUGAAGUCGGCCUUUGUCUGUGGUUGUUUUAUCAAAAGAAGGUCUUAUGCGAGAGCCAAACCACGAACAAGUAUAGAAGAAUUACAUCCGAUCGAUUUACCAGAUCAGCAAGAAAAUCCUCAACCAGAUCAACUUCGAAAUUCAGAAACAAUUUCCUCUCCGAUGAUCAAGGAUUCCGCUACAGACCUUUUUACACAAAUGUUGCUUUCGGAUGGAAGUGUAGUUGAUAAUUUAAAUGUAGAUAAGGAAGACCUGCGAAAAGAAAUCCAACUGACAGCCCUUUUAGAAAUAUCACCAAAUCAAGAAGAUAAAUCCUGUCUAAGGAAGGACUCGCAUGGAGCCCCUGAUAAAGAGGAAAUCGACUUGUGUUUGGAAAUAUUGGAUAAUCCAUCUUCAAUCGAGGCAUAUCCGUCGGACUUGGUUAUUGGUUGCUCUUCUUAUCCACCAUUGAUGUCUGAUGUCAUCAAUUCCAAAGAAAAUGUUAGAAUUUUCAACCUUCAAAAUGAUCAGUCAGUAGUCCAUUCACCAGUGCAAUCCAAAUGGGAAUCUGCAAAUAUCACGAAAGAACGCAAACGUAAUUGCCGAAGAUACCGGAGUACAAAUAGGUUUGCUAUUCAAAAAUUGUCAAAAAAUAUUCGAAAAGUGUUACGUUCACCACUCUCCGAACGCCUUCCUACACAAUCUCAAGUUUUUGACAAACAUCUGCAACUAGAAGUCCAAAGUGACAAUCUUUCAACUAUUCAAAAAUCAGCAGUUGAAUGCGAAACUUCGCCUGGGUCUACAAAAGAGAAUUUCUCAACGUUCUUACCAAUAUGUGAUGGCAGUUCCCUCUAUGAUUCAAGUAGCUCAAAAGCAAAAGAAUACUUAUUUGAGAUGGUCGAGUUGAUCGAGAGGUUUAGAAGUCAUUUUAUUGAGUACAGUAAAAGGUUACGGAACGACAUAGAUUCUGUUAAAUUAGAGAUAAUAUUCCUUAAUGUUCAAUACCAACAAUCAAAACAGUUAUAUGACACACAUAAUUUUGGUUUUAACAAAUCAGGUUCAACAGAAGACGAACUUGAACAGACUGAAGCUGCCGUUGUGGAAUAUGUUGAACCAGAAAAGAAAUUUUCCAGUUCGAUUUGGAAUUUCCACUUCGAAAAGAGUGGACUCUUCAACGAUCUUGAUGGCAAGCCCAUACGAAAACUUUGGGGUCAAAAAUUUUGUAAUAAAAUAUUUAUAAAACACGCGUUUCGAGCGGCCUCUGGAGGCGUCCGGAAAACAAAACACAUUAUCAAUGGUAAAACUAGGAAACUGGAAUAUUGGAUCAGGCAGGGAAUAAUUGCAAUAUCGCCGAUAUCGAUGCAUGAGGACUUCAGUGCCGAUAAUAACCUUUCUACCGAGGAAGAUAUAGAUGAUGAAAUCGCUUUGAUAAUGAAAAAUGUCCGAAAUAAGCUCGAAGAAGUCCAAAGAAUCCGUAGAAUGUGGUCUUCAAAGGGAUUGGAAAACUAAGAAUUUUGAAGUUCCCAUUCACAUAAAUUAUAAUAUGUUUAAUUCCUGUUUUUAGAUAGCUUUCGGCCAUCGCGAACCCUAAAUGUGAAAUUUGCAUAAAAUCAUCUUUAGUUGUACGGAAAUAAAUUUAAAAGUCCCACCCCCAAAGAGCUGUCAUAAACUAAAAUAACAUUUGACCAACCGAAGAUUUCCCCAGUUGUUUUAGCCGCAGUUGAGUUGCGUCGAGUUCAAAUUCGCCUACACUUGUUGGUAAUUGCUGUGAAGUGAAGUGUCUGGUUUUGGUUUCGGUGCCUCCUUCUGUCACUCGUCCAUUCAGUCGGUGAGUCAGUCAGUCAGUUAGUCAUUCAGUCAGUCAAACAACCAACGCAACCGCAUUCAUUUGCCAAAUUAAUGGCAUUUCAUUUGGGGCUGCUGCCGCCUCGGCUCGAUUUCAUUCAUGCCAGGAUGUUGUCCUCAUCGUUGUCCUUUUCGUUGUUGCUGUCGUUGUCGUUGUCUGUCCUGAAUUUACGUGUCUGGUUUGGCCGCUUCUGGCGAAAAGAUACUGCUCCUAAACCAACUAUACAUACGGAGAAA